Globicephala melas (long-finned pilot whale) is the source of this 3315-nucleotide messenger RNA. It is a transcript of the gene KIRREL1, whose product is annotated as kirre like nephrin family adhesion molecule 1. The record is from RefSeq and is a predicted model, not a curated record. Gene Ontology annotation, biological process: cell-cell adhesion. Gene Ontology annotation, molecular function: cell adhesion molecule binding. Lineage: Eukaryota; Metazoa; Chordata; Mammalia; Artiodactyla; Delphinidae. Gene Ontology annotation, cellular component: plasma membrane; cell-cell junction.
UGAGAGAGAGAGCGAGCGAGCGAGCGACGGGACCGGGAGGAAAGAGAAAUAAAGAGGAGCGGAGGGAAGGGAAGUGAGUUUGCGCGCGUGAGUGAGUGUGCGUGUGCGUGUGAGUGUGCAGGGGCGGGCGCGGGCGGGCGGGGGGCGGGCUCCCGGGCUCCCCUCCUCCCCAGCCCGCUCGUCUCGCUCGCUCGCCAACUCCGGGCCCCAGCCGCGGGCGGGCGGACGGCGGGCGGACAGCAUGCUGAGCCUCCUCGUUUGGAUCCUCACUCUCUCCGAUACUUUCUCCCAAGGGACCCAGACCCGCUUCAGCCAGGAGCCAGCCGACCAGACUGUGGUGGCUGGACAGCGGGCCGUGCUCCCCUGCGUGCUGCUCAACUACUCGGGGAUCGUGCAAUGGACCAAGGAUGGGCUGGCGCUGGGCAUGGGCCAGGGCCUCAAAGCCUGGCCACGGUACCGGGUCGUGGGCUCUGCAGACGCCGGGCAGUACAACCUGGAGAUCACAGAUGCCGAGCUCUCUGACGACGCCUCUUACGAGUGCCAGGCCACGGAGGCCGCCCUGCGCUCCCGGCGAGCGAAACUCACCGUGCUCAUCCCCCCGGAGGACACCAGGAUCGAUGGCGGUCCUGUGAUUCUGCUGCAGGCAGGCGCCCCCCACAACCUCACGUGCCGAGCCUUCAACGCCAAGCCUGCUGCCACCAUCAUCUGGUUCCGGGAUGGGACGCAGCAGGAGGGCGCCGUAGCCAGCACGGAACUGCUGAAGGAUGGGAAGAGGGAGACCACCAUCAGCCAGCUGCUCAUCAACCCCACAGACCUGGAUAUUGGGCGUGUCUUCACCUGCCGCAGCGUGAACGAGGCCAUCCCGAGCGGCAAGGAGACGUCCAUCGAGCUCGACGUGCACCACCCUCCUACGGUGACCCUGUCCAUUGAGCCACAGACGGUGCAGGAGGGCGAGCGCGUCGUCUUUACGUGCCAGGCCACAGCCAACCCUGAGAUCCUGGGCUACAGGUGGGCCAAGGGGGGCUUUCUGAUCGAAGACGCCCACGAGAGUCGCUAUGAGACGAAUGUUGAUUAUUCCUUCUUCACGGAGCCUGUGUCCUGUGAGGUUUACAACAAAGUGGGAAGCACCAAUGUCAGCACUUUAGUCAAUGUCCACUUUGCUCCCCGGAUUGUAGUGGACCCCAAACCCACGACCACAGACAUUGGCUCUGAUGUGACCCUCACCUGUGUCUGGGUUGGGAAUCCCCCCCUCACCCUCACCUGGACCAAAAAGGACUCAAACAUGGGGCCCAGGCCUCCUGGCUCCCCACCCGAGGCUGCUCUCUCUGCCCAGGUCCUGAGUAACAGCAACCAGCUGCUGCUGAAGUCGGUGACCCAGGCCGAUGCCGGCACCUACACCUGCCGGGCCAUCGUGCCUCGGAUCGGAGUGGCCGAGCGGGAGGUGCCACUUUAUGUGAAUGGGCCCCCCAUUAUCUCCAGCGAGGCCGUUCAGUACGCCGUCAGGGGUGAUGGUGGCAAGGUGGAGUGUUUCAUCGGGAGCACGCCACCCCCAGACCGCAUUGCAUGGGCAUGGAAGGAGAACUUCCUGGAGGUGGGGACCCUGGAACGCUACACGGUGGAGAGGACCAACUCAGGCAGCGGGGUCCUGUCCACGCUCACCAUCAACAACGUCAUGGAGGCCGACUUUCAGACCCACUACAACUGCACAGCCUGGAACAGCUUCGGCCCAGGCACAGCCAUCAUCCAGCUGGAAGAGCGAGAGGUGUUACCUGUGGGCAUCAUCGCCGGGGCCACCAUCGGCGCAGGCACCCUGCUCACCUUCUUCUUCAUCGCCUUGGUGUUCUUCCUCUACCGGCGCCGCAAAGGCAGUCGCAAAGACGUGACCCUGAGAAAGCUGGACAUCAAGGUGGAGACAGUGAACCGGGAGCCACUCACCAUGCAUUCGGACCGGGAGGACGAUGCUGCCAGCGUCUCCACGGCAACCCGUGUCAUGAAGGCCAUCUACUCCUCCUUCAAGGAUGACGUGGACCUGAAGCAGGACCUGCGCUGUGACACCAUCGACACCCGGGAGGAGUAUGAGAUGAAGGAUCCCACCAAUGGCUACUACAAUGUGCGUGCCCACGAAGACCGCCCGUCUUCCAGGGCAGUGCUCUACGCUGACUACCGUGCCCCCGGCCCUGCCCGCUUCGACGGCCGCCCCUCUUCCCGCCUCUCCCACUCCAGCGGCUAUGCCCAGCUCAACACCUACAGCCGGGCCCCGGCCUCUGACUACGGCCCUGAGCCCACACCCCCAGGUCCUGCUGCCCCAGCUGGCACCGACACCACCAGCCAGCUGUCCUACGAGAACUAUGAGAAGUUCAAUUCCCAUCCCUUCCCCGGGGCAGCAGGGUACCCCACCUACCGACUGGGCUACCCCCAGGGCCCUCCGUCCGGCCUGGAGCGGACCCCGUAUGAGGCAUAUGACCCCAUUGGCAAGUACGCCACUGCCACGCGAUUCUCCUACACCUCCCAGCACUCGGACUACGGCCAGAGAUUCCAGCAGCGCAUGCAGACGCACGUGUAGGGCUAGAGCCUGGCCGGGGCAUCUCUGCGGGGCAGAGGAGAAGGCUCUCACAGCUGUUCCCUGAUAUUCAGGGGCAUUGCUCGUUGUUGCUCCCGUCCUGGACCAGCCUUCCUCCUCCCACCGUGGCAGGCGGGGAGCAGGUCUCCCGGAAACACCCCGUCCCAAGGAUGGUGCUCUGUGCAUGCCCCAGCCUCCUGGGCCUGCCCUUCCCUCUUCUUCGGGAGGAUGUGUCUCUUCUGACCUGCACUCUCGCCUGGCCCCAGCCUGGGGACGGGGAAAGUGAAGGUUGCGGAGAGCAGAGGGGGCACUUUUUAGCAUUCCUUUUCUAUCCCACCCCUCUGAUCUCCCGUGAGUAGACAGGGGGUCAUGUGGAGAUGAACAGGCUUUGGCCCAGGGGGCAUGAAGUGUAGGGGUGGGUGGCUGUGGUACAGAUAGGCGGAAGCGGGAUAGCCUGGCCAGUCCGUCUGUCGUCUGCGUUCAUACCUUGGAUGCAUCUCUCCCACCUUGGGACUGCAGAAAGGACCUUGGAUUUAUUUUAGUCCUGGCGCCGAGUUCAGAUCCAGCCCUCCUUCAGCUGGCAGUAAAGUGCCAGUCGUCCUGGCCGCCCAUGGGGACACCUGUCUGUCUGCCUGCAGAGGGAUCCAGGUAUGUCCUGUAGUGCUGCCCCCUUUUGCUUCUCUUCUGUGCUGGGCCGGCCAGAUAAGCCAGGGGGUCGUGAUGGAGAAGGAAAGGUCAGGAACCAUGUCCUGAGU